Engraulis encrasicolus (European anchovy) is the source of this 2482-nucleotide messenger RNA. It is a transcript of the gene foxp1a, whose product is annotated as forkhead box P1a. Gene Ontology annotation, cellular component: nucleus. NCBI's taxonomy places the organism in Eukaryota, Metazoa, Chordata, Actinopteri, Clupeiformes, Engraulidae. Gene Ontology annotation, biological process: regulation of transcription by RNA polymerase II. The transcript has 17 exons. Gene Ontology annotation, molecular function: DNA-binding transcription repressor activity, RNA polymerase II-specific; RNA polymerase II cis-regulatory region sequence-specific DNA binding. The coding region runs from base 304 to 2328 and encodes 674 amino acids. The record is from RefSeq and is a predicted model, not a curated record.
ACGCUGGUAAGCAGAUGUUCCUCGUCGCAGAUAGUCCCUCAAGCGGAUUAAUACUUUGUUUACAAUGUGCGCUCUUCCCCACCCCUGCCAGCCUCCUGCGCUUGUGUAGUCGCACUCGGCGGCGUUGCCUGAUUCACUUGUUAUCCAGAGCUAGUUCUAGUAGUGAAGCUUGCGGCGUUGCCUGGACUUUGGAGGAUGGUUCAUAUCGCCUGAUGCCACAAAGUUCUGCUCGGAAUUCAGUGUGUGCUUGUCACAUUCUGCCGCUGUAUUCAACAUUUCUCUAGACCGGGUGUGUGAGGCGUGAUGCAGGAGUCUAAGGCGGAGGCAGCAUCGGGAGGUGGCGGAGCAGCGUGUGAGGGAGGAGACAGCAGUGCCAGAGCUGAGGAGCAGCCCAGCGCAGGCUCUCCCACCACCCAGACAGCAGAGGCCACCCUGCCACAUACGCAACAGGCUCUUCAAGUUGCACAACAGUUUCAGCAACAGCAAGAACAACAACAACAGCAGCAACAGCAGCAGCCGCAGCAACAGCAGCAGCAGCAGCAGCCGGCAGUAAAGAGUGGAGGGAAAUCCCCCAAGGCCUCCGACGCAGACACAGACACACAGGUCCAGGCUGCGUUGGCCCUCAUGUCUCCACAGCUGGUGUCGGCCCAGCAGGUGCAGCAGCUGUUGCAGCAGCAAGUCCUCUCCCCCCCACAGCUGCAGGCAUUACUACAGCAGCAGCAAGCCCUACUGCUACAACAGACUCAGCUUCAGGAGUUCUAUAAGAAGCAGCAGGAGGAGCUCCACAUCCAGCUCCUACAGCAGCAGAAGGAGAAGGAGAAGGCCGGCAAACACAGCCAAGAGCAGCUGAUGGUGCAGCAGUUGGCGUUUCAGCAACAGCUCCUGCAGGCCCAACAGCAACAGCUCCUCGCCCUGCAGAGACAAGGACUACUGCCUAACAAAGGUCUGUCAGCGUUGGACCUGCAGCACCUGUGGAAGGACUCCCAGAUGGGCUCGGGGGACGCUCGGCCAAGGGACGACCGGGGGGACACGUCACCCACCACGGCCCACAAGCCCCCCCUGGCCACCAUGCACCACCACGCAGCCACCAACGGCCACCACGCACCCCCACGACCCCCCAGGAAGGACGGGUCCCAGGAGGGUCAUAGCCAGGCCAACCACCCCCUCUACAGCCACGGGGUCUGCAAGUGGCCCGGCUGCGAAGCCGUCUUCGGGGACUUCCAAGCCUUCCUCAAGCAUCUGAAUAACGAGCAUGCGCUGGACGACAAGAGUACGGCUCAGUGCCGUGUGCAGAUGCAGGUGGUGCAGCAGCUAGAGCUGCAGCUGGCGAAGGAUAAGGAGCGUCUUCAGGCCAUGAUGGCGCACCUGAGAGUCAAGUCCAACGAGGCCAAACCACCACCUCCACCGCUGCCACCACCACAGCCUGUGAACCUGGUGUCCAGCAUGACCCUGGCCAAGGCGACGGUGCCCAAGACGCCGAUGCCCAUGAGCCUGUCCCAGUCGGCCAUGGCCCCUUCCACGCCACUCACGCCCCUCCCCCACUCCCCCUCCGUCAUCAUCCCCGGCGGCAUGCACGGAUCAGGUUCCGGGCCCUCGCGGCGACGCCUCUCAGACAAGUACGGGGGCUCCAUGAACCAAGAUAUAGUCCAAAACAAGGAGUUUUACUCCAGCGCUGAAGUCAGACCACCCUUCACGUAUGCAUCUCUAAUACGCCAGGCUAUUUUUGAAUCUCCGGACAGGCAGCUGACACUAAACGAGAUCUAUAACUGGUUCACACGAACAUUCGCCUACUUUCGGAAGAACGCAGCCACAUGGAAGAAUGCAGUGCGGCACAACCUGAGUCUGCACAAGUGUUUUGUGCGCGUGGAGAACGUGAAGGGAGCUGUGUGGACCGUGGACGAGCUGGAGUUUCAGAAGAGGAGGCCACAGAAGAUCACCGGGUCUCCCUCCAUAGUGAAGGGCAUCCAGUCCAGCCUGGGCCACAGUCCUGCCUUCUCAGCUCUACAGGCGGCCAUGUCUGAGAGCAGCCUGCCCCUGUACGGCUCUGCGUCCCUGGGCAAUGCUGGCCUCCACUCCCUGGCCUCCGCCAUGCGCCACCAGCUCAACGGCAGCAAGGACCACGACAUGGACAGCUCCUACAGUGACACCAGCGCUGACCUGUCACCCCCACCCACACUGUACCCCUCGUCUCGUGUGAAGCAGGAGCAGCUGGAUGUGGAUGAGUACGAGGGCAGUGGCUCUCCGGAGCUCAUGAUGGACGAGCGCAGCCCCGACAUGAUGGACCACGAGCAGGACUACGAGGCCUCAGACGCAGCCCUCUUCUCCUGAGGAACACACACACACACACACACACACACACACACACACACACACACACACACACACACCUUAAGACCUGUCAUACUCACAGUCUGAGGGUGUCCGUCGUGGACCAGUGACACACACACACACACACACACACACACACACACACACACGCACA